CCUGGGCCGGUGGGACUGCAUAUGUAAAGCCCUACUUCAUAUUAAUAAGCUCCAAUCGGGGCUUUAAGUCCUUGAUUAGGAGAGUGUGAGAGCUUUGGUCCCAACUGGCUGUGCCCAUAGGCUUGUCACCAGGAGAACAUUUGUGUUAAUUGCACUGUGCUCUGUCAAGGAAACUUUGAUUUAUAGCUGGGGUGCACAAAUAAUGGUUGCCGGUCGCACAUGGAUUCGGUAGAACUUUGCCUUCCUGAAUCUUUUUCCCUGCACUACGAAGAAGAUGAACAAAACUUUAAUGUCUAGAGCAUUUAUGAGGGUUUUAAUGAUUGGAAAAUCUAUCCUGAGAAUGUGGUCACCAUAUGUGAUAGCCUUGCUUUCUAUCUUGUCUUCAGUUUAUGGGGCUUCUCUGCAGAAUGUCAAACAAAGAUCGACACAUUGAUUCCAGCUGUUCGUCCUUCAUCAAGACGGAACCCUCCAGCCCAGCCUCCCUGACGGACAGCGUCAACCACCACAGUCCUGGUGGCUCUUCCGACGCCAGUGGGAGCUACAGUUCCACCAUGAAUGGCCAUCAGAACGGACUGGACUCGCCACCUCUCUACCCUUCUGCUCCUAUCCUGGGAGGUAGUGGGCCUGUCAGGAAACUGUAUGACGACUGCUCCAGCACCAUUGUUGAAGACCCCCAGACUAAGUGUGAAUACAUGCUCAACUCGAUGCCCAAGAGACUGUGUUUAGUGUGUGGUGACAUCGCUUCUGGGUACCACUAUGGGGUAGCGUCAUGUGAAGCCUGCAAGGCUUUCUUCAAGAGGACAAUUCAAGGUAACAUAGAAUAUAGCUGCCCUGCCACGAAUGAAUGUGAAAUCACAAAGCGCAGACGUAAAUCCUGCCAGGCUUGCCGCUUCAUGAAGUGUCUAAAAGUGGGCAUGCUGAAAGAAGGGGUGCGUCUUGACAGAGUCCGUGGAGGUCGGCAGAAGUACAAACGCAGAAUAGAUGCAGAGAACAGCCCAUACCUGAACCCUCAGCUGGUUCAGCCAGCCAAAAAGCCAUAUAACAAGAUUGUCUCACAUCUGUUGGUGGCUGAACCGGAGAAGAUCUAUGCCAUGCCUGACCCUACUGUCCCCGACAGUGACAUCAAAGCCCUCACUACACUGUGUGACUUAGCCGACCGAGAGUUGGUGGUUAUCAUUGGAUGGGCGAAGCAUAUUCCAGGCUUUUCCACGCUGUCCCUGGCGGACCAGAUGAGCCUUCUGCAGAGUGCUUGGAUGGAAAUUUUGAUCCUUGGUGUCGUAUACCGAUCUCUUUCAUUUGAGGACGAACUUGUCUAUGCAGACGAUUAUAUAAUGGACGAAGACCAGUCCAAAUUAGCAGGCCUUCUUGACCUAAAUAAUGCUAUCCUGCAGCUGGUAAAGAAAUACAAGAGCAUGAAGCUGGAGAAAGAAGAAUUUGUCACCCUCAAAGCUAUAGCUCUUGCUAAUUCAGACUCCAUGCACAUAGAAGAUGUGGAAGCCGUUCAGAAGCUUCAGGAUGUCUUACACGAGGCCCUGCAGGAUUAUGAGGCUGGCCAACACAUGGAAGACCCUCGCAGAGCUGGCAAGAUGCUAAUGACGCUGCCACUCCUGAGGCAGACCUCCACCAAGGCUGUGCAGCAUUUCUACAACAUCAAACUGGAAGGCAAAGUCCCCAUGCACAAACUUUUUUUGGAAAUGCUGGAGGCCAAGGUCUGACUAAAAGCUUCCUGGGCCUUCCCAUCCUGCACGUUGAAAAAGGGAAAAUAAACCGGAGAGUGAUGUCGAAGAAACUUAGAAUUUAGCUAACAACAUCAGAAUCAACACAGACUGCACUGAUAUUUUAGCAGCAAGACUAUGAAGCAGCUUUCAGAUUCCUCCAUAUCUUCCGGAUGCAUUUCUUUCUACUUUAUCUCUCAUCUCCUCUCUCUUUUUCUUCUUUUUUUUUUUCCUUUUCAUAUCUCUUCCUCUUUAUUUUUGUCUCCCUCCCUUCUUCCCCUUUGCCCUCAUUUCUUGACUUCACUACUGAUCCUUUCUUUCCCUCAUUUCCUUCCUUCCUUUUCUUCCCCUCUUCCCUCUCUUUUCUCAUCCUCUCGUUUUAGUCUAAGAUUUAAAUAGCUCUAAUUAUAAGGAAAUUUUCCUGCCUUCCUCCCUUCUUCUCCUCUCCUUUUCUUCCUUCUGCUGCUGAACUUUUUAAAAAGAGGUCUCUAACUGAAGAGAGAUGGAAGCCAGCCCUGCCAAAGGAUGGAGAUCCAUAAUAUGGAUACCAGUGAACUUAUUGUGAACCAUAACGUCCCCAAUGACUAAGGAAUCAAAGAGAGAGAACCAACAUACCUAAAAGUACAGUGCAACAUAAGCGAAUUGACUGAGUGCAGUAUUAGAUUUCAUGGGAGCAGCCUCUAAUUAGACAACUGAAGCAACGUGGCAUUGGCUGCUUCUUAUCAUUGCUUUUCCAUCUAGAUCAGUUACAGCCAUUUGAUUCCUUAAUUGUUUUUUCAAGUCUUCCAGGUAUUUGUUAGUUUAGCUACUAUGUAACUUUUUCAGGGAAUAGUUUAAGCUUUAUUCAUUCAUGCAAUACUAAAGAGGAAUAAGAAUACUGCAAUUUUGUGCUGGCUUUGAACAAUUAUGAACAAUAAUGAAGGACAAAUGAAUCCUGAAGGAAGAUUUUUAAAAAAUGUUUUGUUUCUUCUUACAAAUGGAGAUUUUUUUGUACCAGCUUUACCACUUUUCAGCCAUUUAUUAAUAUGGGAAUUUAACUUACUCAAGCAAUAGUUGAAGGGAAGGUGCAUAUUAUCACGGAUGCAAUUUAUGUUGUGUGCCAGUCUGGUCCCAAACAUCAAUUCUUAACAUGAGCUCCAGUUUACCUAAAUGUUCACUGACACCAAGGAUUAGAUUACACCUACCGUGACUCUGAGCAGUCACAUAUAUAAGCACUGCACAUGGAAUACAGAUCCAUAGAAUUAUCACGAUCACACCUCUCUACCUGGGAGGUACAGUUGCCAUAGGAUUUCUAGCUGCCCUGGUGGUUAGGAAUGAGAUACUGCCUGUUUGCAAAGUUACAGACCUUGUCUCAGAAGGAGCUGUGAGCCAGUAUUUGUUUAAGUGGCAAUAAGGCAAAUGCCAGAAUUAAGAAAAAAAAAAAUAUAUAUAUAUAUACAUAUAUAUAUCUCACAAAAAAAUCAUCAAAGACAGCAGACGCCUGACCAAAUUCUAAAAAC
Molecule: messenger RNA, 3214 nt
Organism: Sciurus carolinensis (gray squirrel)
Lineage: Eukaryota; Metazoa; Chordata; Mammalia; Rodentia; Sciuridae
Gene: Esrrg
Product: estrogen related receptor gamma
Exons: 8
Coding region: 390-1715 (441 amino acids)
Biological process (GO): retinoic acid receptor signaling pathway; regulation of DNA-templated transcription
Cellular component (GO): nucleus
Molecular function (GO): steroid binding; zinc ion binding; nuclear receptor activity
Source: RefSeq, a predicted model, not a curated record